AUGAAACUAAAAGAUAGUGACAAAAUUACAGAGCCAACACUAAACACAAUACCCAGUAAUUUUGGUGUUGAAAUGGGCCUGGAGCGAAUAGAGAGAACCCCCACCUUCACGCCCCGGAUGAGAGAAGAUGCGAGCACCAAAGAACUGCACCCAAAAAAAGAAAGCAGAGUUAAGAGAAUCAUUGGGUGUCUUUUCAUUACAGCAGCUGUUUCUGCCUAUUUCGUCUUCACGUUCAAAUAUCCAAACGUAUUUCCUACCAGAGAGUCUCUUCUAUGCUGCAUUAUCGCGUGCAUAGCAAGCGUCUUUUGGUCUCUCCACAUUCUUCCCUUGGAUGCCACUUCGAUUCUUCUUAUUCCCGUGAUUAUUUUGUCGAAUAUAAUGGUGUCCAAUGAGAGCGGAUUUUUUGAAGGAGUGUUCAGCGGACUGCUUAUCCUAGCCCAGAUCAUAGUGUCGCCUGUUCUGCUGCUUCUAAUGGGCAGCUGUCUUCUUUCCAUCUAUUUUCAAAAUAAUAACGGAGAUAGGCUUAUUCUUCCGUAUCUGAUGGUUGGAGGGGACAUAUACUCAGAUCUUUUCAGGAGCAUGUUUUUGGCUCUGGUGCUUUCCUCUGUGAUGUCAAACAUCACUGCGCCCAUCAUCAUCACUUCGAUUCUCCAGAAUACAUCCAAAGAGCCAACGCCUGCGAUUCUGAUGGGCAUAGCAAUGGCAUCAAAUAUAGGCGGCAUGGUUCUUCCCAUCAGCAGCCCGCAGUCGAUACUUGGAUCGAGCAUUAUGGGCCUCUCCUGGGCGCACUGGCUCUGGAUUUCAGUUCCAACUGCAGGCGUAUGUUUUCUGUUUGUGUACGCUUUGAUUAUUUUUUACUUUCCAGUGAAAGAGUCUCCAAAAGAGCCCAGCGAAAUUGUCAUAGCACACAGCAACAGAGGCACAAACACCAAGCUGCUAGUUGCCACUAUUUUUUCCAUUGUGUGCUGGUCAAUACCCUCCAUAUACCCAAAGAUAAAGUGGAUAUACGGCCUUCCCGUGUGCGCUCUUUUAAUGACAAAAAACUCGAGCAGGGUGUGGAACAGAAAGACUCUGGAAAUUAUUUCGAUAGCUGUCGCAGGGACUGCAAUAGGAAAGGGCAUUGAAAGAACAAAAAUGCUAGAGGGAAUGAUAUCAGGGUUUAUUAUCGAAAGCAAAGAAAAGAGUCUGCUCUUUUUAGUUGUUGCCUCCUCUUUCAUCAUGCUGACGGUCUCCUGCAUGGUGUGCCACACUGUAAGCGCGAUAGUUUUGCUUCCUAUUUUUGAAAAGAUAGGACUGUACAUAGGAAGAGAAAGGAUCAUCGUGGGAAUAGCCUCUCUUGCAUGCUCCUGCGGAAUGGCUCUUCCUUCCAGCGGAUUCCCAAAUAUUCUAUCAAGCUCGUUCAAGACAAAGAGUGGAAGCCGGCUGAUCAGCACAAAGUCGUUCAUUACAGUGGGAACUGUCUCUACAAUGGGAUGCUGGGUGUUUAUUCUGACGGUGUCUCUUCUAUUUAUGCUGCUGGCAAAGUUUUAA
This is a messenger RNA of Nematocida minor, 1530 nucleotides long. Its product is annotated as phosphate transporter. Gene Ontology annotation, biological process: monoatomic anion transmembrane transport; polyphosphate metabolic process; phosphate ion transport. Gene Ontology annotation, molecular function: phosphate transmembrane transporter activity. The transcript has a single exon. Gene Ontology annotation, cellular component: membrane. Lineage: Eukaryota; Fungi; Microsporidia. The record is from RefSeq and is a predicted model, not a curated record. Bases 1 to 1530 code for a protein of 509 amino acids.